UUUUUCUUUCCUUCUUUUUUUUUUUCUUUUCAGUAAUAAAAAAAAAUGAGAUACAGUCAUCUUUUAUCGUACAGUGUACUGUUGUUGACAAGCACUGUUACCAUGACAAGAGCCCAUGAGCAACAACAAAUGGCAUUUGGACAAACCGACAUUGGGAUUCAAAAUCAGGUUCAUGCGUUGGUGGAUGACUUGGUUCAAGCUGAAUCGAUCACCAAGUCUUGUAGCAGUUGCAUAUCUUUACUGCAUAUUAUCAAGAAAAUGUCAUACAUGCCAGAAAGUUUCCUGGUCAAUACCUUGACAAAAGUCUGUAAAAAAACACAAAAAGUCGACGACGAAGUUUGCGAAGGUGUGAUGAGAGAACAAGCACCAAUUAUCCGUAAAGUUCUGCCGUCUAUGACUAUAUCCGGCAGAGAUGGUCAUCUCAUGUGUGCAGCUAUUCUUAAUUCAUGCCCCUAUCCUGAGGUGGAAGAGUGGAAUGUUCCGUUUCCUAAACCAAAGCCAGAUGUAUUACCCAUCACUCAAAAAUCAAAAGGGCAAACAUUGACUGUACUUCAAUUAAGCGACUGGCAUAUUGAUCCUCAUUAUCAGCCAGGAGCAGAAGUGAUUUGUGAUAAGCCAAUUUGUUGUAGACCUGCAUAUACCGAUUAUACCAACAUUACGCAGUCGGCGUCUAUCUGGGGUGAAUAUAACUGUGAUACUCCCUUGUCAUUGAUUCAGUCAUUAUUAGAAUACAUUCCAAAAAUAGAGCGAAAUAUUACAUUUGGUAUCAUGACAGGUGAUGUACCACCUCACGAGGUCUGGGCUACUUUACCCGUAUUAAAAACGCAAUUGAUACAAGACGAUACCUACCGAUUAUUGCAUAGUCAUUUCGACUCUCCCACCUUAUUACACACCAUGCUAUACCCUGCCGUGGGUAACCAUGAAGCAGCACCUUCGAAUAAUUUCCCAUUGCGGUCGUCCAACGUACCCAUUGAGAUUGAGAAGAACUAUCUCGACCUGAAAUGGCUUUAUAAGAGUCUAGCGAUCAGUUGGGAGCGUUGGGUGCCGUUCCGUUCACAGGCGGAUCUUGAAUUAAACACGGGAAGCUAUGCCAUUCGUCCGGUGGAUGGGCUGAAACUCAUUAGUUUGAAUACUAAUUUUUGCUACAUUUUGAAUUGGUGGCUUUACGAACAUCCGAUGCAAAAGGAUCCCAAUGGUAUCUUUUCUUGGCUUAUAAAGGAACUACAGGAUGCUGAAGAUAAAUUGGAGCGUGUAUGGAUUAUUGGACAUAUUGCACCGGGUGAUAAUACUUGUUUCCAUGAUUAUGCAAAUUAUUAUAACCAGAUUGUAGACAGAUAUGCACAUAUUAUUUCUGCGCAAUUCUUUGGACACACACACAAAGAUGAAAUGACUAUUUUUUAUGGACACGGAAAGAAUCAGACAGCCCAAGAAGCCAUUUCUGUAGGUUAUAUAGCUCCCUCUAUCACGCCUUAUCUGGAUCUUAACCCUGGCUUCCGCGUGUACAAGAUUGAUACCGUCACAUUUGAAGUGGUGGAUUCUAUUACGUAUACAGCCAAUCUAGAUCAAGCGUCUACAUGGUUAGAUGGACCCGACUGGCAUAUUGAGUAUUCCGCAAGAGAGGCAUUUAAUUCAAGUGGAGCUAAACUAAAUUCGGCUACGUCACCCUUAUCGGCUGCAUGGUGGCAUAACGUUACAGUGGAUAUGGAGAAUGAUGAAGCGACCUUUGACAAAUAUUACCAAUAUACGACAAAAUCAUCACCCAUGACCAAGGCCUGUGUGGGUGAUUGCAAAAAGAAUGCGAUUUGUAAUAUUCGUGCGGGUAAAUCUGAACAACGCUGUGAUUAUGAAUCCGAUGUGUUUAAUGGAGAAGGUGUACGAAAGAAGUCGUAUAAACCAGAAGCUCACAAUUGUGCAUUUAAUAUGGAAGGAAUUCGUGCAAGACGACAACGGAUGUCUGGCUUUUAAAAUGUUGGUAACACACACCUCACACUCAUUCACUCUCUCGGGUGGCUUUUUUUUUUGAAAGGGUGCUGCUUUUUUUAGGGCAAAAAAAUAAAAUAAAAAAAAAAUAACCCUUUUUUCCCUAUAAAUAAAAUAUACAUAUAUAAAAAAA
Messenger RNA from Mucor mucedo, 2113 nucleotides. RefSeq names its product Metallo-dependent phosphatase-like protein. Lineage: Eukaryota; Fungi; Mucoromycota; Mucoromycetes; Mucorales; Mucoraceae. The record is from RefSeq and is a predicted model, not a curated record. The transcript has 9 exons. Gene Ontology annotation, molecular function: sphingomyelin phosphodiesterase activity. Gene Ontology annotation, biological process: sphingomyelin catabolic process. The coding region runs from base 46 to 1965 and encodes 639 amino acids.